Sceloporus undulatus (fence lizard) is the source of this 2115-nucleotide messenger RNA. It is a transcript of the gene SPAG7, whose product is annotated as sperm associated antigen 7. Gene Ontology annotation, molecular function: nucleic acid binding. The transcript is spliced from 7 exons. The record is from RefSeq and is a predicted model, not a curated record. NCBI's taxonomy places the organism in Eukaryota, Metazoa, Chordata, Lepidosauria, Squamata, Phrynosomatidae. Bases 199 to 912 code for a protein of 237 amino acids.
AGAGGGAGCGGGUGGUAUCGUCCUCCCAGAGAGAAUUAGUGCCCUCCGACUUUUAAAGGAGGCGUCCCGGGAGAAGGCCGCCCCGUUCGCCAGCCGCAGCAGGGGCUGCUGAUCAGCGUCGCCAUCGUCGCAUCCUUGACGUCACGCGACGCCGUGCGUGGUGGGCGUGGCCCGCCCGCUCUGUGCCGUCCGUCCAAAAUGGCGGAGCUGGACCUGCUGGGCUCGAUCCUGAGCUCCAUGGAGCCUCCGCCGCCGCUGGCAGGAAGAGAGGCCCGGAGGGCGAAGGAGCAAACGGCUCAGCUGAAGAAGCUCCAGGAGCAAGAGAAGCGCCAGAAGGCGGAGUUCCGGAAGAGGAUGGAGAAGGAGGUCUCCGACUUCAUCCAGGACAGCGGCCAAACCAAGAAGAAGUUCCGGCCCAUGAACAAGAUCGAGCGCAGCAUCCUGCACGACGUGGUGGAAGUGGCCGGCCUCACCUCCUUCUCCUUUGGCGAGGAAGAGGAGUCGCGAUACGUCAUGAUUUUUAAGAAGGAGUUUGCCCCGUCGGAUGAGGAGCUGGAGGCCUAUCGCCGGGGAGAAGAGUGGGACCCACAGCAGGCCGAAGAGAAGCGGAGGCUGAAGGAGCUGGCUCAGAGGGAGGCAGAAGAGGACGCUCGGAAGGGGCCCACAGUGGUCAACCCCAACACGGACUACAAGGACAAGUACAGCCACCUCAUUGGCAAAGUGGCCGCCAAGGAUGCUGCCCACGCUAUGGAGGCCAACAAGGCCUAUGGCUGUGUUCCUGUUGCCAACAAGCGGGACACGCGCUCCAUCGAAGAGGCCAUGAAUGAGAUCCGUGCAAAGAAGCGGCUGCGCCAGAGCGAGGAUGAGGGCGCCAAUCUGCCCCCCAGCAGCAGCACCCGCAGCAACUCGUAGGACUCUGGUUUGCCAUGGGGGGGGGCCUCAUGCCGCCUGGGUGCUUGCGACUAAUUCAGGGAAAUUUCCUCUCCAGGACAGAGGCUGUUAUUUGUGAGUUGUGUUUUGAGGUGCUCCAGAGUGGAUUGGGGGGGGCUAAGGGAGAGGCUGCUGAGGCCCCUUUCCUCCCCCCUUUCCUCCCCUCCCUUUCGGUUAUUUAACGCCCAGCCUAGGAUUGCAUUUUAAUAUUGCCAUAGGAGGGGGCUUUUAAAAAAAGUUACUGCGCCUGAGCCAGGGUGGGACCUCGCAUUGCGGGGCUCUGUGGGUAUCUGUGGACAGGCUUUGAGAGGAUGGACUGGGAAAUAAAGAGUAACUGUGCCCCUCCCCAAAGGCUUCCCUGGCAUAUUGUUCAGCCCCUCCUGCCAACAGAAGCUGCCACUUCAGACCCACAGAGGUGGUCCAGUGGUGGGGUUUGUGUUACAGGCCCUGCAACCUCUUCCUCCCCUCCCACCGAAAAGUCUUAGUGCAUUGCCCCCCCCCCCCCAGAGUUAUAAGAUAGACCUGGCUGUGGUCUCACAUGGGUCCACUGGGGGGAGCUGUGCCCAUUGGCGCCCUCCUGCGCAUGUCUUUCUGCCGCCAGAGGGAGAAAUCAGCGGGAGACUCAGUGGCUGGACUGCCUCCUUGGCUCUUGGGGUCACUGUUGCCCAGCUCCUCUGUCUGUCAAUGGCAUUGGCAAAUGGUGGCAGUAUUACUGCACUGUCCAGAAUCCCCAGGCAGCAUGACCAGCAACCAUGCUGGCUGGCUGAUUCUGGGAGUCCCAAAAAGGCCCCUGCCACAGAGAAGGGGCCCUCUUACCCCUUGCAAGGAAAACUUGUUGUGGCAAAGGGAUGGUCUUGGCUGCAUUGGGAUGGCGAGGGGGAUCCCUUUGUCCCCAAUGGGACGGACCCUAGCUUUGGGAGGCUGCAGGGAGAGCGUGGCCAAGUCUCCUUCUGCUCUUGGCCAAUGUUCCUGGCAAGGUUUCCUUGUGAAGUGUGUAAAUAGAUGGGGAGUUUCGUCCUGCCCUCUUGCUGGGUCUCAGCUGUGGGGAGGGCUGCUGCCCCCAUUGUACUCCCCUUGUACUUCAUCUUUCUGUGAUGUCAGAUUGUAAAUUCUUCUGGGGGGAACUGGGGAGAAGAGGGCAAAGUGUGUGUUUGUGUCACCCAUUAAACGCCUGUUUUGAGUGCA